GAGAAAGUCGUCAGGGUUGUCGGUGGUUCCCUGUCGUCGGGCAUCACGCAUGUGAACCAUCCCCCACCGGCGGAGCGCGAACACAUCGCUGCGUACAUCGUGAUCUGGCGCGGGGUCACCUUCUAUCACUGCGAACGAGAAAACCGCACAGCGCUCAUACGUCGUUCCCGUGCUUGAGGAAGUCCGCUUUUCUGCAGACGUGUUCAGUCUUGCUUGGCAUCACCCAGCACCAUGUCUGGCUCUUACGAUGAAUCCGCUGUUGCUGAUGAGGCCAUGGACAGCUUUUGGGAGGUGGGAAAUUAUAAGCGCGCUGUCAAGAGAAUUGACGACGGCCAUCGACUCUGCAAUGAUCUUAUGAACUGCCUUCAAGAUCGUGCCAAGAUUGAGAAGGCCUACAGCCAGCAGCUCACUGAAUGGUCCAAAAGGUGGAGGCAGCUGAUCGAGAAAGGGCCCCAGUACGGGUCUGUGGAACGGGCCUGGAUAGCCAUGAUGACAGAGGCCGAUAAGGUGAGUGAACUUCAUCAAGAGGUGAAGAACGGCCUGAUGAACGAGGACAUCGAGAAGGUGAAGAACUGGCAGAAAGACUCGUAUCACAGACAGAUGAUGGGUGGCUUCAAGGAAACCAAAGAGGCAGAAGAGGGCUUCAAGAAAGCCCAGAAACCCUGGGCGAAGAAGCUCAAGGAGAUGGAGACGGCAAAGAAGAACUAUCACAUGGCAUGUAAAGAGGAGAAAAUGGCUGCAGCCCGUGAGGCAGAUGCAUCCGUCACUCCUGACCAGCAGAAGAAACUCCAUGAGAAGACAGAGAAAUGCAAACAGGACGUGCAGAAGGCGAAGGAGAAGUACGAGAAGUCUCUGGAUGAGCUGUCGAAGUGCACACCUCAGUACAUGGAGUCCAUGGAGCAGGUGUUUGACCAAUGCCAGCAGCACGAGGUCAAAAGACUGACCUUCCUCAAAGAGGUCCUCCUGGACAUCAAACGACACCUAAACCUCACCGAGAACCAAAACUAUGCGUCAGUGUACCGCGAGUUUGAACGCACCAUUCUGGCUGCCAACACACAAGAGGAUCUCAAGUGGUUCAGUAAUAAUCACGGUCCUGGCAUGCAUAUGAACUGGCCCCAGUUUGAGGAGUAUAAUCCAGAAGCCACCAAUGCUGUUGCCAAGAGAGAAAAGAAGAAGCCAGAUGGAGUCGCUCCUGCUACUCCGAGCACAGAGCAUGCAGGUCAACCAGGAGACCGUGGCAGUGUGAGCAGCUAUGAUAAGAACCAGGCGUACUCCACAGAGUGGUCGGAUGACGAGCAGCCCGCCGGGUACUCGGGGAACGAGACGAAUGGCGGUGCGAACUCGUUCGAGGACGACUCGGGCAGCAGAGCAGGCGUACGAGUGCGAGCGCUCUAUGACUAUGAUGGGCAAGAGCAGGACGAGCUAAGCUUCAAAGCAGGUGAUGAACUAACAAAGAUCGAAGAAGAAGAUGACCAGGGUUGGUGCAGAGGCCGUCUGGACAGCGGGCGGACAGGCUUAUACCCGGCCAAUUACGUUGAAGAAAUCUGAUCACCUGACUGGAGGACAACACACCUUUGGAGGCAGCUCUGAUUGUCUGACGUAACGACAUGGCAAAAACGCCAGAGACUUAAUAUGAACGACUUUCCCUGAAGAUGUGCAAUGCAGUCUUGUUUAAAAUCAAAAAAAUCUUAGUAAAGAUAGCCAACACUGUAUAUAUCGAUCUUAUCUGGGAGGCGGGGAAGAGCUUGCUCACUACUAAUAUCUAUUUGCAAAUAUUUAAAAAGCGUAUACUUGCAUACAAACAAGCAGAUAUCAACAAAUACGUGACCCGUAAGUUAUGCAAGUGCAGGCUAAAAAUUAUUGGUGCGGAUUACAUGUUAUUUGAAAUUAUAUUACAGACAUUAGCGUAAUAUCCAACUGAACAGAUAUUCACUCUGCUGUAUUUUAGUACAAAACUUCAUCAAGUGUGCAAUUACAGGGUACUCGUCCAGUGUCACGUGUUAAACAGAAUAUGACUCACAACAGGCUAUUUUGGGUUUUUUCCUCUUACUCUCACGCUGAUUAAUAUAUUAGCUAUCGUUCUCUUGAUGUCUGUGUCUGUAUGCAUAGCAGCAUGUGCUAUGGAGCAUGUAGCCCUUGAUUCCUCAGGCCAUCUGUACCGUAUGCAAUUUCCACGGUGACCACAGAGGGCAGCAGACUCAUGUCAACCUCACACCAGGAAGCGGUGGAAAAUCUCAGGCUAUGUUCAGAACAGAAUACUAUCCUAGCAGUAGCAUGGACGCUGCAUACUAUUUUUAAAGAUAGUAUGCCAUACGGUAUGCAUAUAUCGAAGCUUUGAGGGAGCGAAGUGCAGUGUGUUCGGUGGAAACAACAUAUCGAUUCUUCAGCUUCACGGAAAACAUUCUUUGUUUUGAACGUUGCGACGUCGAAAAACAUAUUUGUACAAUGCGUGCCAUUGUGUAGACUGAAUAUCUCCCUCACAGCUUCGUUUUUUUAAAUUCAACAUUGCUUCUAACCUGACUAAGAUCUGUAAUUGGUGCGAGCGGCGAGGUAUCAUCACGCAACGCAACUGCACAAAGUAUGCAUACUAAAUACUGCAUAGUAUGUAAGCAUGUGUUCUGAACAUAGCCACAGUCGUCCAGCUGGUUGAUUGUUGAUCUCGUGUUUGUCAAAGUCGUGUGUUGUUCUCAGUUAUUCCAAGAAGUUCUUGUAUAAGCAUCAUCUCUAUUUGGCGUCUGUUCAUGGUCACCUCUUGAUACCAAAUCAAGGUUCUUCAGAUGGACAUGAAUAAUUCCUGUGCAUGAUUUGGGCUACUUAUGCACAGCACAUUGACCAAAUCCAUAGGUGAAUUUCACACCUGCAUCACAUCUACAACCGAUAUAACGAAUCCCUGUAGUUUCAUGGCCUCUUAACCAACACGCUUUGGUUUCGCAUCAAAACUAUUAUUUAAAACAUGUACAAAAAUAUCUGACAUUCUGAAAGACUAACUAAAGAAAAACUAAAACUUUGUGCCAAACUAUGAUUUGCAGGCAAUAUAUACUAUACAGUGGGGCAAAACGUAUUUGGACCGUUCACUCAAAAAUGACAAAUUUGCUCUCCAUUAAGUUGGUUCCAAACCUGGUUCCAAAGUUUCUUUCUUCUGCUGAAUGCAAAAUAAUAUAUUUUAAAGGUCAUUGGUAACCGAGCAGUUACUAGUAGUUAUUGACUUCCUUGAAAAUCAAUAGUUACUGUCAGUCUUCAAAACAUAUUUUUUAGUGCUCAACAGAAGAAAAAUUCGUACAGAUUUGGUACAACUUUGGUACAACUCUCUCUCUAAACCACUGGAUUGCACUGGAUUACAAAAUAUGUGAUGUAGUUGACCGAAAGAUAGCACAAGCACACUUUUCAAAACAAAUAAAUGAAAAAAAUCACAAAGCAGGUUUAGGUUCGAAAUGCGAGAUGGCUGAAAUCGUAUGGCAUUCAUGGUCAUUCAUACAGUAAGUGUCCAAAUACUUUUUGGAAUCAUUUCAUUUUUAUUCCUCUCACAGCUGAACUCUAUAUGGUGAAAAGCCAUGAUUAUGAUAAUGCAAGCAGUGCUCUUCACGUGCCUGUUUUUCCAGAUUGCAUUACUAAAAACGUAAAUAUGCGGGGUUGUGCAUCGCUCGUGGAGUUUCAGUGUGGGACCAAAAAGAAUAAUGAAACAAGAUGUGACUUAAAUAAUACAUUAAGAGGAAAGACCCCCCAGCGGCUUUGUGAUUUGUCUAAAACUGUUCAGUCUAGAAAAAAAAACUAACUUGCAUUGUUAAAAUCUUCUGUGACAUGUACACAAAAAGAAGUACGGAAGAGUACACGUGUCGGGGUUGUAUCGGGGAGUAUCCUCUUUAUUAUAUUCAGUGUGUAUGAGUUGUGUUUAUGUAUAGGAAAUAAAAUUGUAGUGUUAUAAUUGUAAAUGUUGGGUAACAAAAGAACAACGCUUUGAAAAAAAUAACACUGUAAUGCUCUAUAGGUACCAUAUUGUAUUAAUUUGAUUUUGACUGCAAUGAAAUCACUAUGUACCAUACCUGUAUAAAUGCGUGUGGGUCCACGCCGACAUAUUUGUAUAUGAUGAUGUAAUUUAUUAAGAUUAUAUUCUACUGUAACUGUACAACUGUGUUGAGUAGAAACAAACACCUAAGUUGAGACAGUAAAGAGCUGUGUAAUGUAAAUGCUAUUUUUAAUGUUGAUUUGUACUUUAUGCAAACGAAGGGAUGAAGGUUUAUGUUGUGAACGUUUCUCUUGCAGUGUAGAGGACGUGUGUGUGUGUGUGUGUGUGUGUGUGUGUGUGUUCAUAGUUAGUUGAUGUAAAUCGACCUCUUUGCUGGUGUAGUGCCUCCUCAUCCAUAAUAACAUGAUGUUCAUUUAUAUAUGCAUAAAGUUAAUGAUGAACAUGAUCAAAUAAUGACGAAAACCUGAUUUGAAGUUUUUGUGCUGAUGUCGAUAUUGCAAUAUUAGUUUGGAAGGAGAAAACAUGUUCGUUGAGAAAAACUUGCAAAA
Molecule: messenger RNA, 4512 nt
Organism: Puntigrus tetrazona (Sumatra barb)
Lineage: Eukaryota; Metazoa; Chordata; Actinopteri; Cypriniformes; Cyprinidae
Gene: pacsin1a
Product: protein kinase C and casein kinase substrate in neurons 1a
Exons: 10
Coding region: 232-1548 (438 amino acids)
Biological process (GO): neuron projection morphogenesis; regulation of endocytosis; positive regulation of dendrite development
Cellular component (GO): endosome; cytoplasm; plasma membrane
Molecular function (GO): protein binding; phospholipid binding
Source: RefSeq, a predicted model, not a curated record